Schizosaccharomyces osmophilus is the source of this 747-nucleotide messenger RNA. RefSeq names its product U1 snRNP-associated protein Usp102 (gene usp102). NCBI's taxonomy places the organism in Eukaryota, Fungi, Ascomycota, Schizosaccharomycetes, Schizosaccharomycetales, Schizosaccharomycetaceae. Gene Ontology annotation, cellular component: U12-type spliceosomal complex. Gene Ontology annotation, biological process: mRNA splicing, via spliceosome. The record is from RefSeq and is a predicted model, not a curated record. The transcript has 3 exons. Gene Ontology annotation, molecular function: pre-mRNA intronic binding; U12 snRNA binding. Bases 1 to 747 code for a protein of 248 amino acids.
AUGAACUCUCCGUCCGUAACAGGAAAUCAAGCAUCAGAGGGUCGUCCCGAAGAGGUUUUGGGAAAACCAUCUGAGACGCUGUACAUUCGAAAUAUAGAAGAAAAAAUUCGGGUUAGCAUGCUGAAGCAAAUUUUGGAACACUUGUUUGGAGCGUAUGGCAAGGUACUCAGUGUUCAAGCCAGAAAGACGCUGCGCAUGCGUGGGCAAGCAUUUGUUGUCUUUGAAAACACCCAAGAUGCUAACCGUGCUCUCCAAGAUUUACAGGGGUAUCCUUUGUAUGGAAAACCUAUGAUGAUUCAAUUCAGUCGAACCAAAAGCGAUGCCAUCGUCCAGCUUCAGGACCCACAGCAGUUGGAAUUGCAUAAAACUCAACGUCACGAGCGAAGAGAACACUUAAAACGUACAGGUGCCCUACAACCACCUGCACCCAAAGCCGCUCACAAGAAACAGCCCGUGAAGCGUGCCGCUCCAGGAGAACGGAAAUUCAAUAUUAACGAAGAUCUGCUUCCUCCCAACAAAGUUCUUUUACUUCAAAACCUUCCUCAAGAAGUUACGGCUGAGAUACUUACACAAAUCUUUGAAGCAUACCAAGGCUUUCAAGAGGUUCGUAUGGUCCCGGGACGCAGGGGAAUUGCCUUUGUGGAAUACGACACGGAGAGAGAGGCCGGUGUUGCGAAAAACGGUACAGCGGGUAUGGCCCUCAGUGGCAGUCAGGUUAAGGUAACCUUUGCCAGAAAAGCCUCUUAG